CAGGACGUACUGUACAGAAUACACCUAUUGCACGUGACGCGUCCGUUUAUCGUGGGAUCAGGGUAGUUUGAUAUCUAUACUGAUUUACCUGUAGUAAAGGUGACCAUCUGAAGGGGGAGCGAGAACACGGAUCUGGAAUGUCGGAUUUUUACAAUACUCUUAAAGGAUAAAUAGUCCGCAGUCAGGGAACCUAAUGCAACUCCUUCAGUCUUAGCGUUCUGUAAUAAGUGAAGCCCCUCCCCGGCUUAUGAACAGAGAUACUAAGUACUCAGGCAGUGGUUCUGGACAGUCAGGGUGCGCUCGGAGACUCUGCAAGGCCAGAAUGGCAACCAGUCUAGAUGACAUUCGCUCCCUUAGGUUUUGGCGCGCCGUGGGUGCGGAACUUUUGGGGACCCUCAUCCUGACCAUGGUUGGAUGCGGGUCCGUGGUAACUUGGGACGAUGAUGGAAAGUUGGUGCAAAUCGCUCUGUGUUUCGGACUCAGUGUGGCGACCGCCGUAUGGAUCAUUGGUCACGUGAGCGGGGGCCACAUCAACCCCGCGGUGACCGUCGGGUUCUUCGUCACCAGGAGCAUCAGUUUGGCGCGCGCCAUCUUCUACCUGCUGAGCCAGUGUAUUGGUGCCAUCAUUGGCGCCGCCAUUCUUUACGGGCUGACCCCCGCCAGCCACCGCCACAGGGGCUCCCUGGGGCUGACCAUGGUGAACCCUGAGCUGACGGGGGCCCAGGCCUUUGGAGUGGAGUUUUUCAUCACCCUGAUAUUGGUCCUGACGGUGUUUGCGUCCUGUGACAAGAAAAGGAAGGACUUGAACGGGUCGUUCCCGCUGUCUAUCGGUCUCUCUGUCACAAUGUGCCAUUUAUUUGCAAUCCAGUACACGGGCUCCAGCAUGAAUACUGCCAGGAGUUUUGGGCCCGCUGUCAUCAUGAAUUACUGGGAGUACCACUGGGUAUACUGGCUGGGACCACUGCUCGGGGGGCUGGUGGCCGGACUCCUCUAUGACAACGUGUUCGCCAUGAAUGCCUCACUCCUGAAGGCGCGGGGGUUCCUGCUGUCGAGUCAGUACGACAAUGAGAAGUUCCCGGCCAGCAAACCCAAGAUCCGGGUCAUUGUGGAGGAGGAGGAUGAGGAGGACAGAGAUCCACUCAGCAGCUCAUUCGACUCCCAGAGGGAUGAGCAUGCGCAGAAGUCAUCCGAAUCUCCAUAGCAACCAUUCUAUCAAACACUACUGCUAGAUUAGCUCAUAGCUUGAGAUAAGUCAAAUGUAUACAAUAUAUGUGCUUUUUCAAACGGUUGCAUAAAAAUGGAAUGCGUGAAAAAACUAUUUUACAUUUGUUUGAAAGAUAUUGAGUAUGCUAAAGGCAUUCAUUAAUCUUGCGUUUAAUUGUAAUGUUUUCAAAUGCAUGGGAUACUAUAUAUGUAAACUAUUAAAUAAACAAAAAUCUUGGUGUUUGGUA
Magallana angulata is the source of this 1451-nucleotide messenger RNA. RefSeq names its product aquaporin-5-like. Gene Ontology annotation, cellular component: plasma membrane. Bases 248 to 1201 code for a protein of 317 amino acids. NCBI's taxonomy places the organism in Eukaryota, Metazoa, Mollusca, Bivalvia, Ostreida, Ostreidae. Gene Ontology annotation, molecular function: water channel activity. Gene Ontology annotation, biological process: transmembrane transport. The record is from RefSeq and is a predicted model, not a curated record. The transcript has 3 exons.